AUGGAGAAAUGCAAUGCAUGAUGGGGACAGCAGUCUGGCAAGCGAGACGAGGAUUUUUGAAGACUGCUGAUGUGGCAAUAGAUGGUGUGUCCAAAACCUUGGAUGUAGCUGCUUAUCUGUAAAGAAGAAGAUGUCCAGGACUAAAAGAACAGCCUAGAUAGAUGACAAAAUGUGUAAACAAAGACUGAUAAGGAAGAGACUGCAAAGAACUGUUCUAUCUAAAGUGUUGGUCAGCGUCAAAGGAAGAGGUCCUAACAUAAAGACAGAAGGACGGAGGACAUGGUAAAGCCUUAAAAGAGAGACUUUUCCAAAUCAAAGGUGCUCUGGAUCUGCGGCAACAGAGCUCCCACACCUUCAUGAAGGCGACUGAUCAACGGCUUCAGUGAAGUGCCAUCUGUGUGUGUAAGGUAGACCUGUGAAGGAACCAAGAUGGACCUCGAUGUACUAAACAUGUUUGUAAUAGCUGGAGGCACACUAGCCAUUCCCAUUCUGGCAUUUGUAGCCUCCUUUUUAUUAUGGCCUUCAGCACUGAUCAAAAUAUACUACUGGUACUGGCGUCGAGCACUGGGCAUGCAAGUUAGAUACGUGAACUAUGAUGACUACCAGUUUUGCUAUUCCUACCGAGGCAGACCCAGCCAUAGACCUUCCAUACUCAUGUUGCAUGGCUUCUCAGCCCAUAAAGAUAUGUGGCUGGCUGUGGUCAAGUUCCUUCCAAAGAACCUACACUUGAUUUGUGUUGACAUGCCAGGUCAUGAGGGGACAACACGUUCCUCCCUUGAUGACUAUUCAAUCUAUGGGCAAGUGAAAAGAAUACACCAGUUUGUUGAAUGUAUCAACCUGAACCGAAAACCCUUUCAUCUAGUUGGCACUUCAAUGGGUGGAAAUGUUGCAGGUGUUUAUGCUGCUCAGUACCCAGCAGAGGUGUGCAGCUUAAGUCUUGUAUGCCCUGCAGGGCUGCCACAUGCCACAGAAAGCAAAUUCGUUAAACAGCUGCAGGAGCUGAGGGCCUCAGAGUGCAUUGACAGAAUUCCUUUAAUUCCAUCCACUCCUGAGGAAAUGGCAGACAUGCUGAAGCUCUGUUCAUAUGUUCGUUUUAAAGUGCCCCAGCAGAUCCUGCAGGGCCUUGUUGAUGUUCGCAUCCCACACAAUGACUUUUACCGAAAAUUAUUUUUAGAGAUUGCAGGUGAAAAGUCAAGAAACUCCCUUUAUGAAAACAUGAGCAAGAUCAAAGCUGCAACGCAGAUCAUCUGGGGAAAGCAAGAUCAGGUCCUCGACGUUUCAGGAGCAGACAUGCUAGCAAAAUCGAUUCCUGACUGUCAAGUACACGUUCUGGAAAACUGCGGACACACUGUUGUCGUGGAACGGCCCAGGAAAACAGCAAAACUUCUCCUUGAGUUUUUAGCUACAAUGCAGAAUGUGGAGAACAAUAAGAAACUGGCUUGAAAUUUCUUUGUCAAAUGGACCCCUUCAGCUAGAUGUUUCAGUUGUGAUGAAAUACUGCUACUUUAAUUAAUUCUCAGGGAUCUUAUAGUGAAGAAUUUGGUGACUGUGCCAAAAUCCCUGAAGAAACCAGAGUAAUAUAUUUAAUUUGUGGGCCUGUCAGUGCAGUGACAAAGAGGAUACUGAGCCAGCUUCAGAUGUGUGUUGUUGAUUAAGUCCAAUAAAGUCUGCAUUAUGAUCCAAGUAUUUUGGGAGCAGUUAAAGACCCUGUUGGAUAAACUUGUCAUUCAGCUAUUUUCUUCAGGCAUGAUCCCUCUGUUUCGGAUAACAUUUUCCCUAAUUUUUUAUUAUGUACCCAAAUAGGACUGGAUAACAUGGAUGUUAGCUAGAUAAAGUAGGAAUUGGGUCACAGGCCUACUUGAUCUUACCAAUGUGCCCCUCUCCCAGUCUGCCUUUGUAAUGUUUCUUGGGCUUAUAUGUUGAGGAAAAGGCAGAAGAGGGACAAUUCCCUGCAAGGUUCCUGAAUUAUCUGGGAAAAGAUGCACCCUGCCUGUCAAUUGGGCUUUUCUUAUAGCAUACAUGUAAUAUAAUUAUUUAUAUAAUAUGUAAACUAGAAUACGACCUGAAAUCAGAGAAUUAUCUAUCACAGAAUGUACUGGCCACUUCUAGGUUUCUACAGCUGUUUUAUGUGAUCUAGCAUAAUGUCCGGCUAAUUGGAAUGUACGAUGUCAAUGAUAUUAAUUUAAAAUACAUAAGAAAUAUGGUACGGAGCAAAACUUCAUAGACUGAGAGCUAAGGUCUGUUCCCGCCUCUUAGUAUAUAUGACUUUGCAUGAAAAGCAAUUGUAACAAAAGAUUCUGAUGAUCCAGAUGUUUGCUAAAGUGCUGUUUAUGUAGCUCAUUAAUUUAUGAUUUCAGUGGAGGAGGAAGGUAUUUUUUUAAUGGCAGAAAGGUUUCACUGAGUAUGCAACUCUGCAGUGUUUAUGGUGAUUUAUUAUAUAUGCGGUGGGUAUCCCUCAACAGCUCUGUUUGUUCUGUAUGUUCUACCUUAACAGUCAUUACAUGCUGAAAGAUUGGUUAUAAUCUGGCCUGAUUUAAAUUGUGAAAUAUUCUGUGAUGGGUUGUUGUAUUCAAACAAUUUAGUAGUAAUUGGUUUAAGAAUUUAAGCUUAAUUCACAGGCUCUGUAGUUGGGUGCCUGUAUGUAUACCCAUGCUCAUGUACACAGAGAGGGUGAAUUCCACUGAAGUCAAUGGGACAAUUCCUUGUUUUAAGUGGGAGCAAAUUCUCUGGAAGGGGAUGCAUCUCCUGUUAACUAAUCAAAUGGCCAUUAGGAAGCCAUUUCUAGAGCCAUUUUUUCCAUCUAGAUGGGACUUGACCCAAGCAAUAAUACUGUAUGUAGAUAGAUGCACAAAUGAUCAAAUUCAGGUUAGAAUUGGAAUGGGCUGUUUUCUUAGCUCUUUUCUUAAUUAUGUGUUCUGCUAAGUAAUUUGAUGUAAAUAACUGAGUUUCUUAAUGAAUUCUGUGAAUUCUGUGAAUGGAAAUGUCUUGACUGGAGUGGGGCAGAGUGGGGUGUGAUGGGAGUUAAUACAUAAGCGAUGAAAUGUGUAAUGAUAAAGUACAAUUGGGUUGCUUUAGGUUGCUCUAGUCUAAAAGAUGGCUUACUGUACUCUUGCAAUGUAAAUUAUUUGUCAGAUGGGGUAUAACAUUCCAACAGAAUGCUUUUUGAAGUAUGUUGGUAAACGGCAUUGGAAAAUAUGCUUGCCUUUCUUUUUCUGGGUCUUCGUAGUAGUUUCCUAGUUGUGCAGCCCUUUAGAUGAGUGACUUUUCUGUAUAACAUUGCAAAAGCCAGGCCUUUUUCAUAUAUACUGCAAUGCUCCUUUAAUUUCUUUUGUUUUGGUUUGUUUUUAAUAUAAGGAGAAGGUUUCUGAAAACCCCACCAAGAGUCUGAUGGUGCUUUAAAGGCUAACAAAUUUAUCAGCAGUCGUCAUUGUUAAGUUCAUUAACAGUUUACAAUGAUAAUGGUCAUUUUACCCUUGUGGUCUGUGAUCCAAGCAAGAAGCAGAGAGGAUAUUCCACAGUAAUGACAUGAGUAAUGACACAGUAGGCAACCUUUUGCAUUUAGGCUGUAGCCAUUUGUCCAUUUAGGAGUGGACAACUGCGGUGUGAAUCUGGGGCCCAUUUUUCUGCCUCUAGAGCCCUCCAGAGGCCUUAUGAACUGCCAAAAAUGGCUGGGAAAGAACAUAAAAGAAACGGUAAAAUGUCCGUGUCUAGUUUUUAGAAGUGUCCAUUAUUUGAUUUAAACAGUACCAGGAGAGCCUGCAAUAUAUUCAAAAGGUGAAUUGCCUUUCCUGAAGCUUUCCUGGAAAGGCAGUUCACCCUGUUGGGGACCAGGAAAGAAGAAAUUCAGGGAGUCUGGAGGAAUCGAGGGCCACAAAAAGAGCCUUUGGGCCCACCUGCAGCCUUAUAUCCUCACUUUGCCCACCACUGCUGUAUCCCUUUGGACACUUCAGUAUAGCCAUAAUAAGUCAGUGGGUCAGGAUUUGUUGAGCACUAAAAUGUUGGUCUUUUCUGGUGGCCUUUCUGCUUUUAAGGGAAGCAGCUGAAUGCAUGGGGCCACAGUAGUGCUUAUUACUUUUCUGUCCAAUUUAUAAGUACUGUAUUGGAGUAAACAGACAAAUGAUUUCUUCUCAUCUGAAAGGAUUCUAUUUAUUAGAAAUUUGCAUUUACUGCUAUUGUAGAACUGUCUUGAAGCACGUUUCCCCAUGUGCUACAUAACAGCAUCUUCAUGUUUUAGAACCAUUAUUGGUCUGUAUAUUUUCCUUAAAUGGGGAGGGGAAGCUGUCAAGCAAUCAUUGCCAGAAACAUAUCUUUUAUUUCAGGAAGGCAGGAAAAGAUGUGUUUCUUCCAACAAUUGCUUGAUCAGUGUUUCUAAUACAGUUGCAUAUAAAAACAGACAGGUAUCUUAAAUGCAUACAAAACCAGCACAGGAGAAUGAAGAGUAAAGUUUUAUUAUUUCUUAUUGAUGGGUUUCUGGAAGUCAGUGUAUUGUAUGCAAAAGGAGUCAAAUAAAGUGUAAUUGAAAUAA
Molecule: messenger RNA, 4525 nt
Organism: Sceloporus undulatus (fence lizard)
Lineage: Eukaryota; Metazoa; Chordata; Lepidosauria; Squamata; Phrynosomatidae
Product: monoacylglycerol lipase ABHD6-like
Exons: 9
Coding region: 430-1443 (337 amino acids)
Source: RefSeq, a predicted model, not a curated record